Molecule: messenger RNA, 285 nt
Organism: Heterobilharzia americana
Lineage: Eukaryota; Metazoa; Platyhelminthes; Trematoda; Strigeidida; Schistosomatidae
Source: the annotation of a GenBank genome assembly
AUGUGGUCCAAUGGUCGAUUGACUGCUGAUUGUGUCAUUUUUUCAUCCGUUGUUUUCUCUUUUGUAUGUUGUACUGCUGUUUCUCUUGUGUCUUGUUUUUUUUCAGUUUGUUUUGUGGUUUGUGUUGUUACCGUUUUUAGGACUGUUCCAGUUUGUGUUUGUGUGUCGUAUCGUUUUUGUUGUAGUCGUUUUAUUGCUGGUACGUCCACGGUUUCUGUUGCUACGUGGCUUAUUUGCUUUGCUGGUAUUUCUGCGACGUAUUGUAUUCCUGCAGUUCUAGUUUGA